Messenger RNA from Athene cunicularia (burrowing owl), 1479 nucleotides. RefSeq names its product acrosin binding protein (gene ACRBP). Gene Ontology annotation, cellular component: nucleus; acrosomal vesicle. The coding region runs from base 1 to 1479 and encodes 492 amino acids. Lineage: Eukaryota; Metazoa; Chordata; Aves; Strigiformes; Strigidae. The record is from RefSeq and is a predicted model, not a curated record. The transcript is spliced from 9 exons.
AUGUCCUCUGCUGCUCUGCCAGUGCCUCCUGCUCCCGGCAGCCCGUUGUCAGACAGAGAGUACCAAAUCUUCUUUGCCAGCCUGCAACCGCCCUGGAAGGCGGAUGUGUCCUGCCAGCUGCGGCAGGCACACGGCUGCCUCAGCCCCGCCAUCCUGAAGCUGGACCAGAAGGAGAACCAUGGCCAUAUCCCCAAAGGGCCAGUCUGCUCUGAAUUCCCAGAAGCACCGUGGUUUCAGACCUUCUGCGAGUUCGCCCAGUACCGCUGCUUGAAGCACCACUUCUACACCAAGCGAAUCCCAUGUCCAAGUUUGUAUCCUCCAAAAAAGCUCUUGACAGAGCAACCCCAUGCUGUGGGAUCCUUGACAAGGGACAAAGGCUCCCCUAUGGAAGAAGCUCUGGCUCAGGAUUCUCGCUUGUCUGUUGAUAACCUGCUGCGCACCAGAGUGGACGCUCUCCUGAAGUACUCCUACGCACUCUUGAAUCAGAAGCCGCUGCCAAAGAAGGUCCCCCUGCCCAUGUCGGGCUUGCUGAGACCCCCAAAGGAUGGGAGGCCGCCUGUGCUCCCACCAAUCCUUCCAGUUCCAACUGCUCCGCCUGCCUCCUUGCCUCCCAGUCUGGGAUCCCCAGGCCAGGCAGAGGAGUCCUGGCAGCAACGCCUGCAGAGCAGCAUCUGGAAGCUGAUCCACUUGGCCCUCUCUUUGGAGGAGUCCUUGGGCACCAAGGGCUAUUCUAUGGACUCCAGCCCUGGGAGCACAUCAGGCAGCACCGAGAAGUGGAUGCAGGAAACAGUCCCCCGUGGCAGCCUUUUAGCCCUGAAGAAUGAUGAGGCAGUGAUAAUCCUGUGCUAUGCAAUUCUGGAGGGAAACUGUCUCUUGUCAGUGGUCACCGAGGCCUGGAAGGAGAUGGAAGAAAGAAUCCUUGGGUUUGGAGAUUCGGUGUGUGACAGCCUCGGGCGGCAUCACAUGGACCUGUGCCCUGACUGUGCUUUCUGCUCACUGAAGUUGGAACAGUGUCAGAACAUCAGAAACCUGAACCGUGUUCACUGUGAGACAAACAGCUUCAUCCCCUACAUCAGCCCUCAGAUCUCAGCCCAGCACCGGGCUGCAGGCAACAAGAUCACCUCUCCAGAGACCUCACAGGAGUAUGGCAUGGAGUUUUCCAGAGGGCUGAGGAUGGAAUACUGGUGCAGCCGGAUGGCGAUCCGUGGCUGUGAGGACCCUCGUGUGACCCUCUGGCUGAAGGCAGAGUACACUGCCUUCCAAGACGGAGAUGACCCACACAAGAUCUGUGACUCAGGAGGAGUUCAGCACCCCAGCUACUGCGUGUUCAAGAGCCACCAGUGUCUCCAGCAGAGCCUCUACAACCAGAAGCAAUAUUUCACUGUGAUGCCUGCUGCAACUCCUCCUGAAAACAUUUUCUCCAGCCAAAGUUUCAGCGGAGCAUUGGAGAAAGCAUCAGCCCUGAGAACCUGGAUUUAG